CUCGCGGAGACUACUCACAGGUCCACGCCUCCGGAUUCGCCACCGAGCUUGUCCUCCGCCCCUGCCUGCGGCGCGGACCUCGGCAUCAGCGGGACUGGCUGGCCCGGCGGCGACGGACGGAUUAGUAGGCAGUCCUCAGCCUCUACUGUAGCCUCUGCCCCUUAGCUUUGGAGGCCGCGUCCCCACAUUCCGGAGCCCGGACAGGUGCCGCGCGGAGGGGAUUUGGGGAAUUUGGCCUCAGGCGACUCUGGCAGCGUCUCGCGGCGGCAGAUCUUAGCUCCCUGCUAGCCGUCGGGGCGUUAGCCUAUCGGUCUGCUGAGCGGAUGCGCUCCGACUGAGCGCCCCUGACCCGCCUGCCAUGGCCACGCAUCGGGGACCGCUCUGGCUCCUGGGCCUGGCGCUGUGCGCUCUGGGAGGCAGCCCCUGCCCGCGCCCUCCACACAGCUGUCCUCAGCGUCGGCUGGGCGCUCGUGAGCGCCGAGACAUGCAGCGUGAGAUCCUGGCGGUGCUGGGGCUUCCUGGGCGGCCCCGGCCCCGCGCGCCACCCGCCGCUGCCCGGCUGCCCGCGUCGGCGCCGCUCUUCAUGCUGGACCUCUACCACUCCAUGGCUGGCGACGACGACGAGGACGGUGGAUCCCCGGAGCGGCACCUGGGCCGCGCCGAUCUGGUCAUGAGCUUCGUCAAUAUGGUGGAACGUGACCGCGCCCUGGGCCACCAGGAGCCCCACUGGAAGGAGUUCCGCUUUGAUCUGACCCAGAUCCCAGCAGGGGAGGCUGUCACAGCUGCAGAGUUCCGGAUUUAUAAGCUGCCCAGCACCCACCCCCUCAACACGACGCUCCACAUCAGCAUGUUCGAGGUGGUCCAGGAGCACUCCAACAGGGAGUCUGACUUGUUCUUUUUGGAUCUUCAGACGCUUCAAGCUGGGGACGAGGGCUGGCUGGUGCUGGAUGUCACAGCAGCCAGUGACCGCUGGUUGCUGAACCGUAACAAGGACCUGGGACUCCGUCUCUAUGUGGAAACUGAGGAUGGGCACAGUGUGGAUCCUGGCCUGGCUGGCCUGCUGGGGCAACGGGCACCACGCUCCAGACAGCCUUUCAUGGUCACCUUCUUCAGGGCCAGCCCGAGUCCCAUCCGUGCCCCUCGGGCAGUCAGGCCACUGAAGAGGAGGCAGCCGAAGAAGACCAACGAGCUGCCGUACCCCAACAAACUCCCAGGGAUCUUUGAUGACGCUCACGGCUCCCACGGGCGGCAGGUGUGCCGUCGGCACGAGCUCUAUGUCAGCUUCCAGGACCUCGGCUGGCUGGACUGGGUCAUCGCCCCCCGAGGCUACUCGGCCUAUUACUGUGAGGGAGAGUGCUCCUUCCCGCUGGACUCCUGCAUGAACGCCACCAACCAUGCCAUCCUGCAGUCCCUGGUGCAUUUGAUGAAGCCAGACGCAGUCCCCAAGGCAUGCUGUGCACCCACCAAGCUGAGCGCCACCUCUGUGCUCUACUAUGACAGCAGCAACAAUGUCAUCCUGCGCAAGCACCGCAACAUGGUGGUCAAGGCCUGCGGCUGCCACUGAGGCCCUUCACUUGCUCUGCUGCUGCUGUCCCUCCUCAUCUGGAUCUGGCCCCUCUCCAAAUGCAGAAAACCCCCAAACCCAGCCAAACCUAAGGCAAGAUUGGCAGGGAGGCCUUCAAACCUCACAUCCCUCCUUCAUGCCAGGUUUUCAUCCUCUCCAGGCCCCUCUGCUCCCCUUCCCCUGCCUGAGGUUGGUGUGAUGGUCCUACCUCCAGCCCUGGUGGUCUGGGUUUUUAAGCAUCAGUUUCCUGUAGUCCCCUCUUUCAGAGGCAUGAACUGAUUAGCUCUUUGGGGUCUUAUCUGCAGACCUACCCAUGCCCAUUACUGGCCCAUAUUUGGACAAAUUGGGAUGACCUGAGAGGCACGUGGUGCCCUAGAUCAGCCACCUUGUGCUCUUUACUAUCAAUUAUAGGGUUUGGGAAUGUGUAGACAGAGUCUGGUCCUGCCUCUUGCCUGCUCCUCCCAGAUACAAAACUGGCAUCUCUGGGAAACAGUUAAAAGCAGGGAGCUGCCCUCAGCAUUGUACAUUUACGGAUCUGAAUUACCCAAACCACUGGUCACAAAUGGACAUGUGGGGUCAACUCAAGAUAAAGAUUUGCCCUAUGAUACUGGCCUGAUGGCCACAUCUGGUAAUUAGGCUGUGUUGGGUAGGGAGGUUUGUCUCAGCCUCCACUGUUCCCGGAAGUCACUGUUCUCCUUGGAGCAGCCACUGGGAUUGGAGUGUUUAUUUGAUUUUGAACUUGCCAAGCCUGUAAUUUACCUGCUGGAACAGACAGAGUCCAGCUGUCUGAACUGUCAUUAAAAGCAUAUCCUGGUCCUGCCCCCAUCCACAGACACACCCAGCCGAGGUGGACCCAGGGAUGCACAUUUCUGGAGUUUCAUGCUCUACACCCCUGAGGACUGGCCUUGGAAAGGGCAGGUCUGGCAGAGUGGUGAGGCUGGUAAGCCUGGGGUAUGCUACAGAACAGCUGCCUCUUCAGCUGGACUGAGGAGGGCACUCUUGUGUGAGUGUAGAGAAGACACCCUCCCUUGUAAAGGCAGGUCAGACCAUCUGGAAGGUAAUGAGUUCCCCAUCAGUGUUGAAGUCUCAGUUCCAGCCUGGAUAUAAGGAGAUUGGACUUGUGAAUACUGCUUUAUCUGGGCCUGUUUCUCUCUGUAGUGUAAAGGAAUUGGACUUUUUGAUCUCCAAAGGGCCUUCAUCCAGGUAAUCUAUCUAUCAAGCCUGUCUCACACUAAGCCCAGGUGCAGCUUCUUGAUCCUGAUGGGAGUUCAGAUGGCUGUCAUGAAUCAAGAGCUGGCAUAUAACAUAGGACCUAUUUGCCAUUCUAGUACUUCUCCAACAGUUUUUUCUUCUCAACAUCAAGUAUUGUCUUUUAGGCAGUUAAAAACUUUAAAUCCAUCAGUUGUUUUGAUGAUCAGUUUUUUUAAAAAUUUUAUCCUGGUAUCUUUAGUGCCCAAUCAAUGGUUUGCCAUAGCUAGAUACCAGGAAGAUCUGUCAAUUUACCCACAGGUUUGUAGGCAUGGAGCAUACUUUACCUAUCAAUCAAGCUGUGUAGAAUAGGAAUAGGCAGCAGUUGCCAUCCUCCUUUUUUAUACCAAACAACUGAAUCGCCUACCCUACCUGGCCAUCAGAUUUCCAGCAAAUUUUGCCACUGAAUGGUUAUCAAGUGAAAUCAAAUGGAAAUGCAGCAAAACAACUGUGAAUGGACACAGCCUAUACAUUUUGUUCCAGGAGACAUCCAUUUGCUGAGCAAGUAUGGCAGCUGAAAUGGGUGGCCUGGCUGACAGUAUGGAUACCAUCAUUUCCCCUCUUUGCUCAGGGCAGGGCCUGUUUAUCUAGUUUCAGCAGACUAGGAGGUUCAAUAGGAUAGUCAGUUCAGAGCCACUGACAGCAAUGAGAUUCAAUGACAGUUGACAUGAAAAGAAGGCACAAAAAUAAUAAUGCCUAGCAGUCUUCAGAUUUGCCCCACGAUACUGGCCUGAUGGCCACAUCAUCAGUGGAUUAAGUGUUCACUGUCUUCUGAGGUAAGAAAGUAACAUGUUUUUUAAAAUUUCCCAAGAAAUAGGAAAUGAGGCAAAGAAGCGAGAGUACAGAAUAUUUGGAGCCAAAUGGGUUUGAAUCUGGUUUCUGCUUCCUCCUCUGUAGAACAGGAUGUUGGUUCUUUCCUCCCAAGGCUAAGAUAAAGAUUAGAUAUGUACAAACAUUUGGAACAUGUGGCAUAUAAAUGCUUAACAAUCAGUGCCUGAUAUUAUUACAAAUAAAUUUGCUCAUUGGGAGCUACUUCUGUGCCUGUCCAUUAAACCAAAAUAUGUUCUUCAAAUGAUGAUCU
Molecule: messenger RNA, 3893 nt
Organism: Marmota monax (woodchuck)
Lineage: Eukaryota; Metazoa; Chordata; Mammalia; Rodentia; Sciuridae
Gene: Bmp8b
Product: bone morphogenetic protein 8b
Exons: 7
Coding region: 359-1564 (401 amino acids)
Biological process (GO): SMAD protein signal transduction
Cellular component (GO): extracellular region
Molecular function (GO): growth factor activity; cytokine activity
Source: RefSeq, a predicted model, not a curated record